Messenger RNA from Mytilus californianus (California mussel), 5929 nucleotides. RefSeq names its product 1-phosphatidylinositol 4,5-bisphosphate phosphodiesterase eta-2-like. Gene Ontology annotation, biological process: lipid metabolic process; intracellular signal transduction. Lineage: Eukaryota; Metazoa; Mollusca; Bivalvia; Mytilida; Mytilidae. The record is from RefSeq and is a predicted model, not a curated record. Gene Ontology annotation, molecular function: phosphatidylinositol-4,5-bisphosphate phospholipase C activity; calcium ion binding.
UGUAAAAUUCAACCUGGAUCAGAUCAUCUAUGCACUAAAUUUGACUGCAUCGGAUGGGGCCCUGCAGUUUUAUGUACUUUUCAUUAAGUUUUUAACGUCAAUUUUAUAACAGUACUCCAUAAAAUGUAAACAUCUUUUGGCUAAAACUGUUACUCAGAUCGGGACAUUGUAAGUAAAGUUCACAUUUUACCUGUGAUCUACAAAGUUGUACAUUACAUAUUUGAAACAUUGAUGUUGAAAUAUAUAUUUGGAUUAUAAAAGUUCAAUGGAGUAUUAAAAGAAAGUGAUAAUUGUGAACUGUAUGUGACGUAACAGUUUUUAUUUUUUAAACGGAUAUUCUGUGGAAGCAAUGGAGCAAGAUGAUAACUGGGAGAAUAUAAACUGGGAUGAUCAAAGCAUGGACCGAAUACUCAAAGCUUUAUCGGAGGGAAUGGUCUUGCACAAAAUCAAAGAUGGCGGAAUACUGUACCCUCGCAAGUUUAUAUUGGACACACAGAACAUGAAGUGAUACACUGGAUCAGAGAAAAAAUUCAGAAAAAAGAAAACUUCUUGGGAUUUAUCAAAUAUAAGAGAAGUGAGAGAAGGAGAAAAAGAUUAUGCAAAGAGAUUGGAACCAUUUGAUAGGGGGAGAUGUAUAGCUGUCAUAUUUGGAGCCAAUCAUCAUGUCUUACAUCUGCUGACAGAGAGCAAGCCAGAGAGGGACAUGUGGUUGAAAGGACUAAGAUUUGCUCAAAAUAUGGAACAGUAUAUGGACCAGAAGGAACAGACUGAUAAAUGGAUCAGAGAUGCCUUUAUGAUGGCUGAUAAAAAUAACGACGAGAGAUUAGAUUUUGAAGAAGUAUUGAAACUUUUAAAACAGUUAAAUGCAGACAUGGAUAAGAAAUAUGUUCAUGCAUUGUUUGAUAAAGCAGACACCAACAAGGGUAUGGGAGAGACAUCAACAUUAGAUGCUGAAGAAUUUGUACAUUUUUAUCAUUCGGUAACAGAAAGAAUUGAAAUAGAAGAAAUUUUUCUCAAGUAUGAUGGCGGUAAAGGUUAUUUUACAGCUGAUGAUCUUCAAAGGUUCAUGAAGGAACAACAAAAGGAGAAUGUAAGUGAAGAUCAAGCCAAGGAAUAUAUAGCAGCUUAUGAACCUCAGAAAAAUAUGCAGCUAGAAGAUCAAAUGAGUCUUAUUGGUUUUAGGUGUUUUCUUUGCUCUAAAGAUCAACAGAUAUUUAAACCUGCUCAUACCAGAGUUUAUCAAGAUAUGAACAGACCUGUUACUCAUUAUUUUGUAAAUUCAUCGCAUAAUACAUAUUUACAAGAGGAUCAGUUGAAAGGUCCCAGUAAAGUAGAGGCCUAUAUAACAGCUCUAUCAAAUGGAUGUAGAUGUGUAGAAUUGGACUGUUGGGAUGGGCCUGACGAUGAGCCUGUUAUUUACCAUGGUUACACAUUAACAUCCAAAAUUCUUUUCCAUGAUGUCAUCACAGCAAUAAAAGAAUAUGCAUUCCAAGCAUCACCGUAUCCUGUCAUACUUUCAAUAGAAAAUCAUUGUUCUGUCAAACAACAAGCUGUUAUGGCUAACAAAGUAAAUGCCAUCUUUGGAGAUCUCUUAUAUGCCCCUGAAGAGCCUCCUGCAACCAUCCCAUCUCCAAGUGAUCUCAUGGGCAAAAUUAUUCUCAAGGGUAAAAGACUUGCUACAGUAGGAAACACAGUGCCAGAAGAUGAAGAGGAACAUGAAGUCAGUGACGAGGAUGAGGCAGCUGAGGUACAAGACGCAACCUCACAGGAGAAAGAACGGGCAACAAAGAAAAAGUCAAAAUUGAAGUUAUCUCCCAAAUUCUCAGCAAUUGUUGGAAUGAAGGCUGUUAGUUAUAAAGGGAUAGAGGAAACUUUAGCAACAGAUGGAAUGUUUGCAUCCAUUGGUGAAAACAAAGUGUUGAAGAUAAUAGACCAUGACCCAGAAGGACUGAACAAACUGACACAGAAACUGUUUGUCCGUACUUACCCCGCUGGUUCAAGAACAGACUCAAGCAACUAUAAUCCUACACCAAUGUGGAAUGUUGGAUGCCAAGUUGUUGCCCUGAAUUUCCAGACAGGUGGUGAACCAUUGCAAUUGAAUCAUGGGAAAUUUAUGGAUAAUGGAGGAUGUGGAUACUUACUGAAGCCACAGUUCCUUUUGUCAAGUGACAAGUUUGGUAUAGUUACAGAGAAAAUUAAAAAUCCAAAGCGAAGGAAAUUAAUAGUUAAAGUAAUAAGUGCUUAUCAGAUUCCAAAGCCAAACAACUCUAAGAAAGGGGAGAUAAUCGAUCCAUUUUUAAAGAUAGAAAUUCAUGGAGUGAAAUCAGAUCAACAGUCAGUGAAGACGAGUGUUAAAGACAAUAAUGGAUUUAAACCACGUUGGGAUGAAGUUGUCAGAUUCAAAAUAUCUGUGCCAGAGAUGGCGCUUGUACGCUUCGUCAUCUAUGAUCAUGAUAGAUAUUUAGAUGAUUUUAUUGGCUACAACGUUGUUCCUAUUUUAUCUAUGCAAGAAGGUUAUCGUCACAUUCCAUUAUUCAGCAAGAAUGGAGACAAAAUGCCACAAGCUUUGGUAUUUGUACAUAUAGAGUUUGAAGAUGACCUUUGAAAUGAUGCAAUAGAAUGAAGCUGUGAUGCCAUUAUGAACAAACAUAUGUUCAGCAAAGGAGCCUUUGAAAUGUGCCAUAUAAAAGAGCUCAAUUUAUAUCAUAAAUGGUACUAGCUGUAUGCUGUAAAACAUUAUAGAAUUAAAUCAUAGAAGAUUUAAGAUAAAGCUUAUUUAUUUAAAUACGGAUUGCCCAUGGGCUACUAGUGGAUCUCCUCAAGAUGAUGUACAAUAGAAGCUUUAUUUUUUCUGCAUGAGUUAGAUUUCAUUAUAUUUCAAAGUGAAAAUAGUGUACACAGAUUACAUCUACAUCAACUUUUGCAGUAUUUUAUAGAUAUAAAAAAAGCUUAUUAUUUGUAGUAAUAAUUAUUAUUUAAUACUGUCAAUUCAGAAACUAUUGAUUAAUUUGCAACAAGAUAGGUGUUACAAAACUAAAAACUUGCACAUAAAAUUUGAUAGUCUUAUUUGCAUGUAGCAUUUUCUCAAAUAGCAAUUAUCAAACUUGCAUUUGUGUCGAUUUUUCAAUAAUCACAAUAUAGAUGCAGGCAAUAAUUUCUAAAUUUACAAUAUAAUAAAGUUGAAUAUUCAGUCUAUGAAUAAAAAAACAUUUACAUUUAUAAAACAAAGGUAUUUUUUAGAAAAAAAAUAUUGAUUUAAUUUUUUUUAAAUGCUAAGCUUAUUUUUCAAAGUCGGGGCAAUAGGUUAAAAUGCAAAUGCAGGAAAUAAUUUAUAUCUUACCAUUUCUUAUUCUUAUACAUGACUUCUACUAUUGUAUAAAUCAGUAAAUUAUACACAUGUGCCUUUUAUUACGACUUGCACAAAUUAUGAUAUAUAUAUUUAACUUGAACCCAUUCGAUAUUGUUGUUCAAAAAUUAGUGCGAUCUCAAACUUUUAUUUUUUAUUUUAAUUCCGAAUUUCUGCAUUAUUUGUAUGGAAGUUUCUGGAAAAUUAUGUUUUGUAUAAAAGUCUGAUAUAUAUAUAUAUAUAAUAUUAUGGGUUAUUUAUUAAAGAUUUUCUACCUAUAACUGGUAAUAUGAAUUUAUUGAUAUUAAUUCUGUGGCAUUUUUAGUUUUAUGAAAGAGGGAAUUGAAAUUCUGUUUACAGAAUAAUUAAUGAAUAUGAAAUACAAAUUGUACAGUUUUUAAUGUUUAUAUGUUAUGCAGCAAAAUUAUUACAAGAAUGUGUAGAGGAUUUGAAAUCAAAAACUGAAAUAUAUCAUUAAUAGUCAAAUGUAUCGCUGGAUUCAUUAUCUUUGUAAAAUACAGAUGAAUAUAUUUCUGUUGAAAAAAAGUUUGUAUUUUUAUAUAUAAGUGAGUUUCAGAUUAUUAUUAUUUUAACAAUUUACAGCAAAGAUAUCUGAGUGUGUACACACACCAGUGAUUUUUGUUUGUUUGCUAUGUGAAUUAUAAAGUCAAAAUAAUCUUUGUUUUCUUUUUAUCGAAAGAGUAUAUAUAAAUACAGCUCUUCAAUUGAAUUAUUUGAUGGAAAAAACAAGAAAAACAGAAAAAUCGGUUUAACUUUUUGUGUCUAUUUUUCAGAAUUACUGAUAAAGAAUUCAUGGUUCAUUUACCAAAUGAAAUAAAAUACUAUUUUAUGCAAGUACACAUUCAAAUCGUCUGACUGUAAGAUUCCAAAAGAAAUUUGUAAAUAAGAAUCAUUUUCUGAUGUAGUGAUAUAACUCAACAUUUCAGAUGUAGUAUCUAUUAAGUUUCAAGAGAUUUUUAUGUAUAUAAAAUGGAUGUAGGUUGUAGGAGAUAGUAUGCCAUAUAGUUUUAUGCAUUUUUAUCCUGUUAUUGAAAAAAAAUUUACUACAUGUAUUUCAUAUUUUGAUAUAUUUACAUACCCGUAUAUUAAAAUGCAGAUAAAAGGUCACAUGCAAUUUUUAGAUGCCUUUUAUUUGUAAUUACAUUAUCAUACCAUAUAAGGUCGCAUAACAAAAACUUCUAAGUUCAUCGAAUUCAGUUGGGUAUGUUCCAGAAUUUAAUGCAUGGGGACAUUAUAGGCACCUUAAAGACCACAAAUGAUAUAUUCAUUUACUUAUAAGUCUUUCAAAAUCCUAAGGAAAAUGCAACCCCCACAGUUAAUAAAUUUGCAUGCUUCCCAUAUCACCACCUCUAUAAAUUUUGACACAGCCCUAAAGACAUCACAUUUUAAAAUUUGUCUAGCUUUGGUGUCAUUUCUGUUGCAAAAGAAUUAUAAAGAAAGAAUUGUAAUGAAAAAAAAUUCUUCAAUGAGUGAUUAUAUUUUCUUGAGUAGCAUUUUGAUAUAAUUAUUUGUAAGAGAAUAUAGACUUCAGAUUGGGUUUUCAGCGGAAAAUGAUUAUUUAGGUUCAUAUUUUGUUAAAUACUGUGAUGAAUUUCUGUUGGAAUUGAUUGAGUAUUUUAAGAACAGAUAUAUUUGUAAAAUUACUGUGAAAAUUGUAAGUUAUAAAAUACUGGUACUUUUUACAUUUAUUCAUGUUUGUCUUUCUUCAAUUUAAGAAAUAAUUUUAUAACUUAUAUUUAUGAUAGAUAUAUAGUAUUGAAUUUAUGACUGCUAAUAUGAAAUCUACAACCAGGAAAUAGUUGAUUUUUUGUGUUGAUGCAUAGAAGAUAUGCAAGGUCAGCAUAUUGGAUUUUUUUCCUCUAUAUGUUUUUUUUGUAUCUAGUUUCCAAAACGUUUGAUCUUGGCACUAGUUGUAAUAGCCUGUUUAUCUGAUUCUUUCCCAAUUCAUACUUCCUGGACCAGUUAAUAUUAUUUUCUAUAUGAGCUCAUGUAGUUCAUUUGAUCCCAAUUUUCUUCUGUCAAAACUCAGUUGACAUGAAAUUUCUUGCUUUCCUAUUGUGAUUUCGCCAAAAAAAACAACAAAAAACGGUAACAAUAUCUGUUGACGUCUCAUAGAAUGAUCACAUAUGCAGACCAUUGAAAAAGAAAGAAAAUUUUGAAUUCUAAAUAAUACAUUAUAAAAUUGAGAAUGGAAAUGGGGAAUGUGUCAAAGAGACAACAACCCGACCAUAGAGCAGACAACAGCCGAAGGCCACCAAUGGGUCUUCAAUGCAGCGAGAAACUCCUGCACACGGAGGCGUCCUUCAGCUGGCCCCUAAACAAAUAUGUAUACUAGUGCAGUGAUAAUGGACGUCAUACUAAACUCCAAAUUAUACACAAGAAACUAAAAUUAAAAAUGAUACAAUUGUAUAUAUAUAUAUAUGAUUUUUCUUGCAUCAACAUAAAUUAUCAACAAUUAUGAGUUGUAUGAUUUGUUUUAUUAAAAUAUCUAUGCACAUUAUAUUUACAUCAUAUGCUGUUAUUUAUGAUUACUUUUUCUUUGAUAAAGAUGUAAUUAUUAUA